AUGGAUCUCACUGAAGUGCCAACCACAUCGCGAUUAUUCGAUGUUCCUGAUCUAAAAUACUUUUGCACUCGCUUCAUUGCCAUCUCACUAUUUCAGGCCAAUAUUCGUUGGCGGAGAUUACCAGAUGUAGUGAGAAGUUUAAAAAGUUGGCUAGCCGAAGUGGAACUAGCACCACUCAUGAAGAAACAAAUACAUGCUGGAAUUGGUGAAACUGUUCGUGAAGUGCAACGAUGGGGUGAAAAACAUGUCGAUCUUUUCGAAGAAGAGAAACCUCGACUGAUAGGCGACUCACGAAUUAUUCGAGUUCAACGGUGUGAACACUUACGCAUGUUCUAUGGGAGUAUCACUUGGAAAGAAAAUAAAUAUGAAAUUGAUGAUUCGGCAACUGCUAAGAAAAUCAUCACAAAGGAUUGUGCUGACUGGCCGCAAAUGCAGUUUCAAUUUGCAUGUGCUUAUGCAAUGCUGGAACUUCUAACGGAUCAAGCAGUCUUCGACCGCAUACGUCGACGAGCGUUCUCGAAAAGGCUUUCAAAUCACUGCCUGUAUGAUUUUUGGCUGACCAUUUUGAGUGACUCCAUUGCAUGGGAGAAGAUGUUCAGCUCAGAUGCGGUUGCUCCAAAGCAGAAGUUAUCAUUGGUUUUUCAAUUUGCAAUCGUUAAUGGCUAUUUUGAAUUGAUGAAUUUCAUUUGGGAACGUGUCUCUGAGCCACAACGCGAAUAUAUUGGUAUGAAUGCCGAGAACAAAGGAAGUGAGAAGCAUGAAGACGACGUUCGUAAGCUUGAAUUUUUGUUGGAUAAUUGUUGUCCACGACUGCGAAAUGCGAUGCUAUCAAUGGAGAAUUUCAAAGCCAUCACGGAUGCAUUUGCUUACAAUCAGGUUGAGACAUUCGCAAUUCUGUUAGAACAUCUCGACUCUGAGCAAUUGCGAUCGGCAAGGGAAUUUGUUGAUCGUAUUUAUGAUCGUAAACAAAACGAACAAGUACGUGGAUUCAGACAAAUGAUAAUGCGACGACAAAACACGAUUGACUAA
Messenger RNA from Anisakis simplex (herring worm), 1029 nucleotides. The record is from the annotation of a GenBank genome assembly. NCBI's taxonomy places the organism in Eukaryota, Metazoa, Nematoda, Chromadorea, Rhabditida, Anisakidae.